Rhagoletis pomonella (apple maggot) is the source of this 777-nucleotide messenger RNA. RefSeq lists its product as uncharacterized. The coding region runs from base 1 to 777 and encodes 258 amino acids. The transcript is spliced from 3 exons. The record is from RefSeq and is a predicted model, not a curated record. Lineage: Eukaryota; Metazoa; Arthropoda; Insecta; Diptera; Tephritidae.
AUGGACAACAACACACUUGUCGUGCCCUCUGUGAUAUGGGUUCCCAGAAAACCAGAUGAGGUCCGAAUCGAAGGCAUCGGUUCCAGCACCGCGGUUUAUACCAGAGGCAAUGUGACUGUUAAGAUGCAACCUACAAUUGACAGCAACACUGAGUUCAGACUGGAGGCGUAUGUUGUGCCGAUGAUAACCUCAACUACACCAAGCGCAACGAUCGAUCCGGCAGCCUGGACUCAUUUGAAGGAUUUGCCGCUGGCGGACCCAACGUUUGGUAGCCCGGGUCGGGUGGAUUUGCUUCUCGGUGCUGAGGUGCUUAAGGAUCUCUUUCUGGAAGGCUUAAUUCGGGGAUCUGCAGAACAGCCUUGCGCCUUGAAUACACGGCUUGGUUGGGUAGUGUUUGGGCCAGCUCAUGGUAGUUCAACACAAUCCGUACAGCUCACAUCGCAUGCUGUCAAACGCGUCAACGAACAACGACUCGACAAACUACUUCGAAGCUUCUGGGAACUCGAAGAGCCAGCUGUGGUAUCAGAAACUCGGGAAGAUGAUUGUGAAAGGGUAUUCACCAACACCUUUACACGCGCAACGGAUGGCCGGUAUCAGGUGCAGAUCAUAUUUAAACCAGAUGCACCCUCCAUUGGUGAUUCCUACCAAUCUGCAUUACGUCAGUUUCUACAACUGGAACGGAGAUUAGCGAACGACGCUGAACUACGCGAGCAAUAUACGGCUUUCAUGAGGGAGUACAUAGCUCUUGGCCAUAUGGAGCCAUCACUGCAGACGUGA